UGGGUUUUGGCCUGACAGAGUGAAACGUUACGGUCGGCCAACCUCUUUUCUUUGGACAAACCCGGAUGUUAAUCGUCUGUCUCCCUCUGGCUGGAAGCGAGAGAGCAGCCUCCGACACAUGUAACCUCUUCAGUUUGUUGGAUAAAAAGGUGAUGAACUUGGAGCUGUUUCUUGGCACCAAAGCGCUGAUGAAACAGUCCACAGGUAAAAGAAAAAAACUUCAGUCACUGACGUCACCGUGCUUCAAGGUGUGAGUGUUUGUGUGUGUGUGUGUGUGUUGGCAAGGUGUGUGUAUGUGUGUAUUGAGAGUGCUUUGUAGUGGUGAUGUACUGUAGCUAUCAGGACCGUGAGGAGUUGGAGGAUGAUCUCUACCAAGAAGAUGACAGGGACUCUGACGGGUCAGAGGCCAACAGCGAGCUGGAGUUCCGCCUCUACAGCCAGCUCCACUACUCCUCCAAUGCUGGAGAGGUAGAGGAGCAGGAGGACAAAGGAGACGAGGGAGAGGGACAGGGUCAGGACAGCCAGCAGCUUGAGGAGACCAACAAGACUGCAAACGUUGAUGGAGAUGGAGAACUGGAAUGCACUGCAGAAAUCAGGCCUCCAUCAUCUAAUGCUGUCAAGCUACAACAAGACCUGAAGAAGAAGAAGAAGAAGAAGAAGGUAGAGAAAUGUGAUAAACAGAAGAAGGGGAAAAGUCACCUUAAAGGCCAGAGGUCGUCAUUAUCACUUUUUGAGGAGGUCAUCGUCAUUGACUCUGGCCCUGAUGUUAUCUCCAUCUCUGAGGAUGACACUGCCGAUGAUGACAUAGGGGUCUGUGCCUUAAAGGGUCGGAGUUUACACCAGCAGCAGACAUCCACCCCGGCCCAAAAGACAUCCCAGAAAAGGAGGAAGAAUCUCAUAGUCCCAGUGGCUGUGGACUCAAGCAGCUCGGAAUCUGAUUCAGAAGAAUCGGAGUCCAAACCUGAGACUGAUUCAUCUGAUUCAUCUGAUUCAUCUGAUUCAUCUGAUUCAUCUGAGUCGUCUGAGUCGUCUGAGUCAUCUGAUUCAGACGGUCUGGAGAACUGGAUGCUCCUGGGUCGAGGAAAUCAGGAUGGAGACCAGACGAUCUCACUUAACCUGGAGGGCGGGUCUGACAGUAAUGCAGAUGCUGAAGAAAAAGAUCAAGAUGGUACCUGGUUGGUCUCUGAUAAGGACAAGGAGGCUCAGAUCUUCAACAAAGACAAAGGUUCCAGGAUAGCGGUGCAGCGAGUUUCAAACAGAUACUAUACCGGCAAGAACGUCCAAUGUAGAAACUGCAACAAGCACGGACAUCUCUCCAAAAACUGCCCCGAGCCCAAAAAGUUGUCUCCCUGCUUCCUUUGUGGCACCACAGGCCACGUGGUCAGCGCAUGUCCCAAUAAACACUGCAACAACUGCGGGAUGCCUGGUCACCUGUAUGAUUCCUGCAGCGAGAGGGCGUACUGGCACAAACGGUGUCAUCGCUGCAGCAUGACGGGUCACUUCUUUGACGCUUGUCCAGAGAUCUGGAGACAGUACCACAUCACGACUAAGACAGGUCCUCCAGUGAAGCAGCGGGGAGAGGACCAGGGUCGAACCCCCGCCUACUGCUACAACUGCUCCAAGAAAGGUCACUUUGGCCAUGCGUGUACACGACACAGAAUGUUUAAUGGAACGUAUCCCAGCACCCCAUUCAUCAACCAUUAUGACACCGUGGAGGACAUCAACCGCAGACAACACAGGAUAAAGAUUAAGGUUAAAGACCUGAAGAAAAAUGGCUUUCUCCCUGCCAGCUCUCAGGCCCCUCUCACUCCAGGACCGCCGAAGAAGAAACAGAAAACCAGCCAUCACAAAAACAACCACCAACCUAACCAUACACCUCAUCAAACCCCCAACAACUACAAACCCAGCCCCAGCCACAUCUUUUUUACUGACCACAAUGACUUUACUGCUGUGAAAUCUAAAACAAAUGAGCACAACAAGUACAAACAGCAGGAAAGCACGGGUGCAGGGAAACCGUGGAAACCCAAGAGACCGGUUCCGACCUCGAGAGACCAGCUCCCAAAAGCUAAACUAAUUUUGGAUGAAGCGGAUGACUUUCCCAGAGGGGGAGGCAGAGGAGAGAACACAGAGAAGAAGAAUAAGAGAAGGAGGAUGAAGAAAUCGAAGAAAGUUCCUCCAGAGGGACACGGAGAUAGCAGACCAGACGGUCUGUGCUGGACUGUAACUGGGGCGAUGCAGGGGUCGGGGUCAAAGAAACCAGAAGGAGAAAACAGAAAGAAGAGGAAAGCUGCUGCCCGCAUGUUGGCUAGCAAAAAAAAACGUGCUGCACCGAUGUACCCAACUGAUGAGAACCUGUUUAUUAUAAAACAAAGGAAACGCAACAGAUAGCAUCAGUUUGUGUGACGUGUGGGUGUCAGGGGCUGUCAGGGCUGCAAACUUUAUGACCAGAGUAUUUUUGUGUUCACGACAGGGACGUGUUAAACAUGUUGUCGUCUCAGGACGUUCAUAUUGUUUCAUACGGUAAAGCUGAUCCAUAUUCACACAGAGGCAUCUCUUCAUGACAUCUUCACAGGUUUCCCUUGAUAUAUUUUGAGUGACAGGUGAAGUAACAGUUCAUAUAGUCAGGUUAGUUUUA
Messenger RNA from Thunnus maccoyii (southern bluefin tuna), 2635 nucleotides. RefSeq names its product zinc finger, CCHC domain containing 7 (gene zcchc7). Bases 325 to 2388 code for a protein of 687 amino acids. Gene Ontology annotation, molecular function: zinc ion binding; nucleic acid binding. The record is from RefSeq and is a predicted model, not a curated record. NCBI's taxonomy places the organism in Eukaryota, Metazoa, Chordata, Actinopteri, Scombriformes, Scombridae. The transcript is spliced from 11 exons.